GGAUUAGGACAGGAGGGCUCAGCCGAACUCCAGGAAUUGGGGAAGAAGGGAAAAGAGCUGCGGGGAGGCAGCGCUGCCCUCGCACAGAGCCUUGUGAGUGGGCCUGUCACGGACUGGUGACGAAGUGGCCCCGAGAAACCCCAGACGCGAGAUGCUCCACACCCUGAGCAGCUGGAGGAGCAACUGUGCGUGCGCUGCGGAGGGCCGCCGAAUCAUGUCGAUGAGCCCAAAGCAUACGACUCCUUUCUCAGUGUCUGACAUCUUGAGUCCUUUGGAGGAAAGCUACAAGAAAGUGGGCAUGGAGGGCAGUAACUUGGGGGCUCCCUUGUCAGCCUACAGACAGUCUCAGGUUUCUCAGCCGGCCAUGCAGCAGCAUCCCAUGGGCCACAACGGAACAGUGACUGCCGCCUACCAUAUGACAGCGGCAGGGGUCCCCCAGCUCUCCCAUGCUACGAUGGGGGGCUACUGCAAUGGGAACCUGGGCAACAUGAGCGAGCUCCCGCCUUACCAGGACACCAUGCGGAACAGCGCUUCGGCGACAGGAUGGUACGGCACCAACCCGGACCCUCGCUUCUCCUCAAUCUCCCGCUUCAUGGCGCCGUCCUCGGGCAUGAACAUGGGCGGCAUGGGCAGCCUCGGCUCCCUGGGAGACGUGAGCAAGAGCAUGGCCCCGCUCCAGAGCACGCCGCGAAGGAAACGGAGGGUCCUUUUUUCCCAGGCUCAGGUUUACGAGCUGGAGAGACGUUUCAAACAGCAGAAAUACCUCUCCGCCCCGGAGAGGGAACAUUUAGCCAGCAUGAUACAUCUCACCCCGACUCAGGUCAAAAUCUGGUUCCAAAACCACCGCUACAAGAUGAAACGCCAGGCCAAAGACAAGGCUGCGCAGCAGCAGAUGCAACAGGAGAACGGCUCCUGCCAGCAGCAGCAGUCUCCCAGAAGGGUGGCAGUGCCAGUGCUUGUAAAGGAUGGCAAGCCCUGCCAAGCAGGCUCCAACACACCCACAGCAGCUAUCCAGAGCCAUCAGCAGCAGGCAGCUACAACGAUCACAGUGGCUACCAAUGGCAACAGCCUCGGACAGCAUCAGAGCCACCAGACAAACAGUGCGGGGCAGUCUCCAGACAUGGGACAGCACUCGGCCAGCCCAUCCUCUCUGCAGAGCCAAGUCUCCAGUUUGUCUCACCUAAACUCUUCUACUUCUGACUAUGGCACUGCCAUGUCUUGCUCCACCUUGCUAUACGGUAGGACCUGGUGAAAGGAUUAAAAAAAGCAAAAGAAAAAUUAAAAAAUAAAAUUUUUAAAAAAUGAAAAAAAGGCAGGUUUUCCCAGUCACACAAAUCCUGUCCUGUCCAUACUACUGGGUGUUUUAAUUUUCUUUUAUUUUUUCCCCCUUUCAUUUAUAAAGCUUUUUUUAAAAAAAAAAAAAAAAAAUCCUUUUUUUUUUUUCGGUUGUAUUGGGUGGUUCCGUAAGGACCUUUAGGAGGGAGAGAGAUACUUUUUUUUGUUCGUUUUUGUUGUUAUUCUUGAUGGGUUCUGGUCUUUUUUUUUUCCUUUAUUUUUUUUUUUCCUUCCCUCAAUGUUGUUGUAUGGGGUGUUUAAAAAAUUCUGACUAAUAACCACGGAGCAGUCUGCAGAAAGGGGAUCAUCGUUAGGCAUGGUCCGAAGGCUUGGAUUUCAGAUGUACACUUUGCCAGAGUCUAGGACCUGCAUGUAAAUAUAGAGAUUUUGGGGGAUGGGGUGGUUUUCCCAAAAAAACGCAUUCGCGUCACCCAGACACAAGAAGCAGCUUACCCCCUCCCCCGGUCUCCCAUCCCAGUCCCACCGUCAGGGCCAGCGGACGGAGACGUGGAGUCAUCAAAGGCUUGGCUUUUAUUUUCCUCCUUACGUUUGAUGUGAACCUGUAGCUGUAUAAUGCUGUCAAAAGUUGGACUAAACCCAUAGUUUUUAGUAGCCUGUAUAUUUUGUUGUAAAAAGAAAAAGAAAAAAAUACAAUCAACCAAACCAACCCCCACCUUUUUUACGGACACUGAUCGUCCCGUCGUAAAUCCUCUGGCAGUUUGUUAUUUGCGCACGCCGCCUUUUCCUGUUGUAACUUAUGUAGAUAUUUGGCUUAAAUAUAGUUCCUAAGAAGCUUCUAAUAAAUUAUACCCAUUACGAACACUUUUUUUCCCCUUCGGUUUCCUUCCUGACCCCCCCUUCCCUGCACUUUUUAUUUUUUUUAUUAUUUUUCUUUUUUUUUCUUCUUUUUUUUUUUUUUUUCUCUUUUUCUUUUUCUUCUUUUUUCGUUAUGUAAAAACAACCCGGAAUGCUGCCAAACCCUGAAAGGCCCUUGCCCCUCCCAGAGCCCGGACCCCGUUUCCAGAGGGGAACUGUGCCAGGGAGUUAACGGGAUAUGGGAUCAGUUCUCAGCGUGCAGAAGUGACAAGCAAAUUCGUGGGACUGACAAACAGGAGAGAGAAGGGAUCGAGUCCAGGAUCAUUAGCCCGACUAUCGGGGGGAAAGGGGGCCACCUCAGACACUUUUUGCUAGAGAAACGAAGUACUCCGGGAGUAGAAAUUCAAAUGCCAAAGGCACGGAGGAGAAAGUAGAUAAAAGUCUAACGCCAGUAGAAAAAAAAAUAGCGAAGAAUCUGAUGACAAUAUAGAAGAUGCGCCCGAUUUGAAGAGCAUCCAGUUUUAAUAACGUGUAAAAAAAAAAAAAAAAAUCUACCAGGUAUUCCUAUGUACUUGUAUUUUAAGGGAAGUACAGUCACCUUAUUUAUAAUCAAAAUAAAAAGAUAGUUUAUUGUGUA
Molecule: messenger RNA, 2788 nt
Organism: Columba livia (rock pigeon)
Lineage: Eukaryota; Metazoa; Chordata; Aves; Columbiformes; Columbidae
Gene: NKX2-1
Product: NK2 homeobox 1
Exons: 3
Coding region: 152-1252 (366 amino acids)
Biological process (GO): cell differentiation; regulation of transcription by RNA polymerase II
Cellular component (GO): nucleus
Molecular function (GO): RNA polymerase II cis-regulatory region sequence-specific DNA binding; DNA-binding transcription factor activity, RNA polymerase II-specific
Source: RefSeq, a predicted model, not a curated record